AUGAAGAUUUUAGCAGUACUGUGGGCGGUAUGUAUAGUGGGACUCUGUCAUGGUGGAGAUGGUGAUGGUAAAGGAGUGUUAGAUGGAGCAGUAUGUAGCCAACAGCCUACCCCUACAUCUGCUCAACCUAAUACACGGGAUGUUUCCACAGAGGACAAUGUAGCUAAUCCUCAACCUACUGUAGUUCCUCCUAGUCAGUCUACUGUUGAAUCUCCAAAGUCAACCACUCCCAUUACUUUAGAUCUCGCCAAUCCAGAUGACUCCAAAGUGAAUGUGAAUACAAGAAAUCAUCAGGGCUUGGAACAUACUACAUACACUCCAAAGCGUGGCUCCAAAAUAACCUCUGUUGUUGAGAAUGGAGCUACUCUCUGGGCUGCCAAGGAAGAUGAUGAAGAGUCUGAAUUCGUGUCAUUAUUUGAAAAGGAAGAUUGCACUAUCAUAAACGUAAUUGUAAGUGAUAGCGAUAACGAUAAGUCAAUGCAUUUUGAAAAGGCUGAUGGGAAGUGGAGUGAGGUUGGCAUGAAACUAUUUUUAAAGAAGUUUGAGGAGGUGAUUGGGGGAUUUGAAGAUGAUCCAGAAGCGGCCAAGAAGGGACAGGGACAAGCACAGGUUUAG
This is a messenger RNA of Theileria equi strain WA, 615 nucleotides long. Its product is annotated as signal peptide containing protein. The record is from RefSeq and is a predicted model, not a curated record. Lineage: Eukaryota; Apicomplexa; Aconoidasida; Piroplasmida; Theileriidae. The transcript has a single exon. Bases 1 to 615 code for a protein of 204 amino acids.